AUGAAUGAGUACUAAUGCAGAGAAUUGAUCCCUGAUUGAGUGUGCUAGAGAGUAUAAGUACAGUCGUAAGGAAUACAGUAGAAGUCAUUAUUGAUGAAUACAGUUUACUGCAGGUCCGCCGGCCAUAGUGCGCAGGCGCACACAGCGUCCGGUAGCUGCAGUGUUUGUGUCAGCUGGCAGCGAUAUCAACAAAUAUUAACGAACGUAUAUAACAUGGAAGGGCGGGAAACAUGGUCGGCUUUAAACUCUGUCCUCCCUAUAAAUCACUGACUGUUAUAUGAAGUAUAUACAGAGAGCUACUCUACCGGAUGUCACGUCAUAUAUCUGUUCCGGCGGAGCGUCUUCAGUGUGACACCGAAAUGAAGAGUGAGGUCAGAAUCACACAGAGCCGCGAAAACUGCGUUUAUACCAGCUGUUACUGUGAAGAAAAUGUUUGGAAACUCUGUGAGUUUGUCAGAACGGAGCAAACUGCAUCGCUGGACGAACUGUUUGUAGUUUUCAUCUCUAAUGAGAACAGAAUGGUUCCUCUGUGGAAGCAGAAGUCCGGACGUAGAGACCAGCCAGUAAUUUGGGACUACCACGUGGUUCUGCUGCAGGUCGGUCUACAGUCGGACUCUCUGGUCUAUGAUCUGGACUCUGAGCUGCCGUUCCCCUGCAGCCUGCAGCUGUACGCUGACCAGGCCCUCCGCUCAGACCGCAACAUCAGACCUGCCUACCACAGGAAGUUGCGUGUGGUCCCUGCUGACAGCUUCCUGUUAAACUUUGCGUCUGAUCGCUCUCACAUGAGGAACCCUGAUGGAACCUGGAAGACGCCCCCCCCACUCUACCCCCCUAUACACACCGCAGAGUGUCAGAUGAACCUGAAUGACUUCAUCAGUAUGGACCCUACCGUGGGCUGGGGGGCGGUCUUCAGUCUGGACCACUUCCUGCAGAGAUACCUGGGAAACUCUUCAGUGUCGGCAGCAGCAGCAUCAGCAGCAGCGUCGCCAUAGCGUUAGCAGCAGUGUCAGCAACGUCGCAGCAGCGUCGCCGUAGCGUUGGAUCAGAGCGCCUCCUGGUGCUCAGUCUGUGGUCCACUGUAGAGUCGAUGUUGCCGUGACAACCAGUGUUAUUUGUGUUGUUUAUCUUAAAACAGUGUAGAUAUAAAACUAUAAUCCAACACAAAUACAAUAAAAUAUUUAUGAUUUCUACUGUUGAA
Molecule: messenger RNA, 1198 nt
Organism: Dicentrarchus labrax (European seabass)
Lineage: Eukaryota; Metazoa; Chordata; Actinopteri; Moronidae
Gene: ntaq1
Product: N-terminal glutamine amidase 1
Exons: 6
Coding region: 309-992 (227 amino acids)
Cellular component (GO): nucleus; cytosol
Molecular function (GO): protein-N-terminal asparagine amidohydrolase activity; protein-N-terminal glutamine amidohydrolase activity
Source: RefSeq, a predicted model, not a curated record